Molecule: messenger RNA, 4363 nt
Organism: Polistes dominula (European paper wasp)
Lineage: Eukaryota; Metazoa; Arthropoda; Insecta; Hymenoptera; Vespidae
Gene: Sec31
Product: COPII coat complex component secretory 31
Biological process (GO): COPII-coated vesicle cargo loading; endoplasmic reticulum to Golgi vesicle-mediated transport; endoplasmic reticulum organization
Cellular component (GO): COPII vesicle coat; endoplasmic reticulum exit site
Molecular function (GO): structural molecule activity; protein binding
Source: RefSeq, a predicted model, not a curated record
GAUGUCAGCACCUGUCUAUGUAUGCAGUUCGCCACGUUGGAAGAGUUAACGGCUGAUAGCAAUCUGCUUGACAUAACUAAAACUAUUUUAUAUCAAUCUUAGAAUACUUUUCUUCACUCGAUUAUAUUAAGACAUCAAAGAUGAAGGUUAAGGAGUUAUUAAAAACUGUCAAUGUGGCAUGGUCACCACCAGCUCAAUAUCCAAUUUUAUUAGCUGCUGGAACUGCAGCUCAACAGCUGGAUGCCAGUUUUAAUACUUCUGCUAGUCUUGAUUUAUAUUCAAUUAAUUUACAACAACCAGGAUAUGAAAUGGAAUUGAAAGCCAGUGUGGCCAGUGAACACAGAUAUCAUAAAAUAAUUUGGGGAGCAUACGGUAAUAAUCCAGCAGGUAUAAUUGUUGGUGGUUGUGAUUAUGGUGUAAUACAAAUCUAUUCUGCAUCUAAAAUGUUAAACAAUGAAAACAAUUGUUUAAUAAGUAGUCCUGAUAGACAUACAGGACCAGUAAGGGCAAUGGAUUUUAAUCCCUUUCAAGCAAAUUUAUUAGCAACUGGUGCAACUGAAAGCCAAAUUUAUAUAUGGGAUGUCGUAAAUGUUAACACUCCGAUGAAGCCUGGAUCUGAAAGUCAACCAUUAGAAGAUGUUCAAUAUAUUGCAUGGAAUAAACAAGUACAACAUAUUCUUGCCUCAACAUUUUUACAACGCUGUGUUAUAUGGGAUUUAAGAAAAAAUGAACCAAUAAUCAAACUAACAGAUGCCAAUUCAAAGGUACGAUGGAAAGUAGUUCAAUGGCAUCCUAAUGUUGCGACACAAUUAUGCUUAGCAUCAGAAGAUGAUCAAGCACCUGUUAUUGAAUUAUGGGAUUUAAGAUUUGCCACAUCACCUUUGAAAACAUUACAAAAUCAUCAACGAGGUGUUCUUUCAAUAGCAUGGAAUCCUCAUGAUCCAGAUCUUCUUUUAAGUUGUGCAAAAGAUAACAGAAUUUUAUGUUGGAAUCCAAAUUCAAAUGAACCGAAUGGAGAAGUAAUAUGUGAAUUAACGCAAACAAAUCAAUGGAACUUUGAUGUCUCAUGGUGUCCACGUCAUCCAGGUUUAAUUGUUGGAACUAGUUUCGAUGGUCAUGCAGCUGUCUAUUCUUUACUUGGUGGAAGACAAGAAGUAUCUAAUGAAACAUCGAACAAAAUUGUUGAUUCAUUUCCAGGAAUGGAUCCUUUUACACAACCCCAUCCUACAGCUCAAACAGAAUCAAUUGCAGUUUUGACAAAAGCACCAAAAUGGUUGAAGAGACCUUUUGGAGCAUCAUUUGGUUUUGGUGGUAAAUUAAUCAUUUUUGAAAAUGAAACACCAGAUCCAAAUUUACCUAUGAAUUCAAACAGAAAAGUAUUAAUAUCACAAGUAAUUACACAACCAGAUCUCAUUCAAAGAUCAAAUGAAUUAGAAGAUACUCUAAAGAGUGAACAAUAUGCCGAUUAUUGUAAAGGAAAAAUCGAUAAUGCAACAGAUGAACAUACUAAAAAAAUUUGGAGUUGUGUUAAAGCAUAUUUUAACAAUAAUGUCACAAAAGACAUAUUGGAUUUAUUGGGAUAUAAUAUAGAAGCAAUGAAUAACAAUUUAAAUCAAUAUAUACCUCAGGAUGAAAUAAAUACACUUGCAGGAGGUAUUGCUAAUCUUAACAAUAUAACAAAUGGUAACAUUGAUGGAGGUGCAGUAUUUGAUGCUAUUGUUCAAGAACAACAUAAAAAAUCUACUACAGCUUCUGCAAUGUCUGCAAAUAAUAAUUUCAAAAUAAAUAUUUCUGAUGAUGAUGAUGGACUUAUUGCACAAGCAAUUCUUUUGGGAAAUAUUGAAGCUGCUGUAUCUUUAUGUUUUAAAAGUAAAAGAUAUGCAGAUGCAGUUAUUCUUUCCAUGACCGGAGGACCCGAAUUAUUAGCAAAAACUCAAUAUAGGUAUUUCUCAGAACAUUCUGGUGCACUUAAUUCAAUUAUAAAUUCAUUAGUUAGUGAAAAUUGGACUGACAUUGUUAAAAAUGUUGAUAUCAACUGCUGGAAAGAAGUACUGAUAGGUAUAUUUACACAUGGUCAAGAACGAUCAAUGUUGUGUGACAUGUUGGGAGAUCGUUUAGCAUCUAGCGAAAAUCCUGAUUUAAAAAAACAAGCUCAGAUAUGUUAUAUCUGUUCUGGUAAUUUGAAUAAAUUAAUAGAAGCAUCUGGAGCUGAAGUUCAAGAAAUUGUGGAAUUGAUAAUGAUUAUGCAAAAAGCUUUAGAAUUUCAAGGUAUUAGAAGAACUGAUGUUGACGGUAAAAUUGCUAAUGUUCUAACUCAAUAUGCUGAAAUGCUAGCAGCAGAAGGAAAUCUUGAAUCUGCUCUGAGUUAUCUUGAUAAUAGCAAGGAACAAAAUACCAAGGAUUUAAAAAAUAGGCUUUGUAGAGCUUUAGGUUAUAUUGAAGAGUCCAAAAGAAUCAUAGAGAAAGCACCAAUAAAACAAAGUUAUAACGAACAAACUCAUAGACCUUUACAAAAUCAGAAUUUUCAAAAUACAUAUAAUCCAUUAUCACAAACUACAUCAGCAAUUGGUGGAUCUUCUAAUUACAAUUGGAAUGCGACUCCUAUUAAACAAUCAUUUGGAACAACAACAGCUCCGUAUAAUAUUCAAUCAACACAAUCUUUUGUAACACCUUCUGCUCAUACUCAAACACAAUCGGCGCAUUACGAUCAAUAUCCAACAGGACGCCCAUAUGGACAACAAAGCAGUUUACAGUCCCCUCCUCCGCCCCCUCCUACAUCUGGAUCAAAUACUACUAGUAAUUCAAGACCGUCUAGUGUUGGACCUCAAUCAAGAUCCAAAUAUCUUAUAGAUCCAUCUGUAAAAUCUACGCCAUCGUAUGGUCAAAGUACUUUUCAACAACCGUUUACUCAACAACCACAAUCAUUUUCUUCUCAACAACAAACUGGAUCUAUACCAGGAUACAAUGUACAGUAUCCAUAUCAGACACAAGCACCUGUUCCUGGCAACACAUAUCCAGGUCAAUCACAUAAUUUCAUGAACAUACCAUCAAAAGAAACAGAAUCUUUUAAACCACCGUUAUCAUCUAGUAUGAUGUCUAUGUCUCAAAAUUCUUCUCAAGUAGACCCAUAUAAUCAAUACAAUCCGGAACCGAUUUCCCAAAUGUCAGCAUACAGCAAUGAAAGUAGUUAUAAUUCAAUGUCACAAUCAUCUGGAUGGAAUGACCCACCAAUGGCCAAAAGUUCUAGAGCACAGCCAAUAUUGGCACUACACAACAAAAGUGAAAUGUUUGCGGAACAUGCUGGUACACGGAAAUGGAAAGCAAAACAUUUGAAGAAUAUAAAUGUAAAGGCAAAAUAUGAAUUUCAAAGUCCAAUACUACAUCCUUUAAGAAAUACAAUUCCACAACCUGAGCCUAAUAUAUUACCACAAGAUAAUUAUUACAAUGAGUCUCAGACACCUUAUAAUCCACAACAAUAUGUUCAUAACAUUCCAAGUGCUGGUACUCAAUAUAAUAAACCUGUUGAUAUUGCACAACCUGUAACAGUAGCAAAAGCUAUGGAACCUGAGAAAGCAAAACCACCAAUACCUGAGGAACAUAUGCAUUUGAAAACGGUAUUCGAUGAACUAAAAAUGCGAUGCUUUGAAAGCGCUAAAAAUCCGCAAAUUAAAAGAAAGAUAGAAGAUGUAUCUAAAAAAUUGGAAAUACUUUAUGAUUGUCUCAGAGAAAAUAGAUUAUCACAAAAUACCAUUCAAGGAUUACAUCAAAUAUCAGAGAUGGUACAAAGUGGAAAUUACUCUAGUGGUCUAAGUUUGCACACGCAACUAGUAUCAGGUCCAGAUUUUAGUCAGAUAUCUUCUUUCAUGCCUGGUAUCAAAGUAUUACUUCAAAGUGCCCUUCAGUUAGGAAUUUACAUUAGAUAAAAUAUGAUAUACUGAAAAUAUACGGUAGACAUCCUCGUUAUAAAGGUUUAUAUUUUAUCAUCUUUCAUGAAAAAAAAAAAAACAUACUUUAUUCUACAUCGAAAAAAGUAUAUGUCUUUUUAAUUUCUUUAUUACAUCAUUUACAGUUAAUAACAUUAAUAUAAUUUAUGGAGUUUAUAUUUUUCACUCUUCUGCAACUGUACCUAAAUUUCGACACAAUCUUGUAGCCUUUCUUUUUUUUCGUAUUGUAAUAUAUUAAUGAGUAGUUACAAGACCAUAAGGAAAGCUAUAUUGAUAUUUUAUAACUGUUUUUUAUAUAAAUUAUUUGCUUCAUUGGUUUUAAUUUAAAAGAAAUGUAUAUAAGCAAUAUUUAAGUUGAUUUUGAAUAAUGAAGGUAAAAAGCUUAUUUUUGUAUACAAAAUAUUCUUCUGGUAUGUUUC